This is a messenger RNA of Neofelis nebulosa (Clouded leopard), 12384 nucleotides long. It is a transcript of the gene FER, whose product is annotated as FER tyrosine kinase. The record is from RefSeq and is a predicted model, not a curated record. Gene Ontology annotation, biological process: regulation of mast cell degranulation; chemotaxis; peptidyl-tyrosine phosphorylation. Lineage: Eukaryota; Metazoa; Chordata; Mammalia; Carnivora; Felidae. Gene Ontology annotation, molecular function: non-membrane spanning protein tyrosine kinase activity; ATP binding. The coding region runs from base 721 to 3192 and encodes 823 amino acids. The transcript is spliced from 21 exons.
CAGCCCUCGACUCCGGGUAGAGAGGAGCGGAUCAUAGGAACGAGGAGGGGAACGCGAACAGGAGGACCUCGGGACCCCACCCGAGCCGGGGACCAGGCCCAGAGGGCAGCAGCCAAAGCUCCACGCUUCCCUUUGCCACGCCCGCAGCCCCGGGUCCGCGCGCGCCCACCCGGCCUGGACCCUGAAACCCACCCCUCAGGGUCCAGGGCCAAUCGGCCGCGCCCCGCCUCCUGGGAGGUGGGGGAGGAGGGGGUUGGGGGCCGGGCGGCAGCGCCCGCCUUCGGCUCGUGCCCAUUGGCUGGGGCCUCGAGGGUGCCCGAAGACCGGAGUGCAGUUUGAUUGGCCGCAGAGGCUCGUGACAGCGGCGCCCAUUGGCUGUGGUGGUCCCCGUGACGCGGGGUGGCGACUGGCUCCCGGGUCUGAGGGGCUCCUGCUUGUCAGGUUCUAGCUCAUGUUUUCUGGCCAGACUUAUGGUCAUUCCCGUGAGACUUCACUGCACAUUUUCUCAAGUGUGUUCCUCAUCCCUAAUGUGUAAUCCUUCAACAUGGACCUGCUACUUUAGCUAAGAUAUGACCAGCAAUGAAUAGUAGUAAGAGGAUCUCAGCUGAAUUAACAAGAAAGUGACUUCUGGUAUGGAUGAGCCAAAACUAAAAAUAGGAGAUAUGUGCUGAUUAGAAGGCUCACAGUACGGAGUGGAGGAUAAGACAGUGCCUUACAAAAAUGGGGUUUGGGAGUGACCUGAAGAAUUCACAUGAAGCUGUGUUAAAAUUGCAAGACUGGGAAUUACGAUUACUGGAGACAGUGAAGAAAUUUAUGGCUCUGAGAAUAAAAAGUGAUAAAGAAUAUGCAUCUACUUUACAGAACCUUUGUAAUCAAGUUGAUAAGGAAAGUACUGUUCAAAUGAAUUAUGUCAGCAAUGUAUCCAAGUCUUGGCUACUUAUGAUUCAGCAGACAGAGCAACUUAGUAGAAUAAUGAAGACACAUGCAGAGGACCUAAAUUCUGGACCCUUACACAGGCUCACCAUGAUGAUUAAAGAUAAGCAACAGAUGAAGAAAAGUUUUAUAGGUGUUCAUCAGCAGAUAGAGGCAGAGAUGAUCAAGGUUACAAAGACAGAAUUAGAAAAAUUAAAGUCCAGCUAUAGACAGUUGAUAAAAGAAAUGAAUUCUGCCAGAGAGAAAUAUAAAGAAGCUUUAGCUAAAGGGAAAGAAACCGAAAAGGCCAAGGAACGAUACGACAAAGCCACAAUGAAACUUCAUAUGCUGCAUAAUCAGUAUGUAUUGGCAUUGAAAGGGGCACAGCUUCAUCAGAAUCAGUAUUAUGACACCACACUUCCUUUGCUUCUGGACUCCUUACAAAAGAUGCAAGAAGAAAUGAUAAAAGCACUAAAAGGUAUAUUUGAUGAAUACAGCCAGAUAACCAGUCUUGUUACAGAGGAAAUAGUGAAUGUCCAUAAAGAGAUUAAAAUGUCAGUUGAACAGAUAGACCCUAGCACAGAAUACAAUAAUUUCAUAGAUGUUCACAGAACAACAGCUGCUAAAGAGCAAGAAAUUGAGUUUGAUACUUCCUUACUAGAAGAAAAUGAAAAUCUUCAGGCAAAUGAAAUUAUGUGGAAUAAUUUAACAGCAGAAAGUUUGCAAGUAAUGUUGAAAACCUUAGCAGAAGAACUUAUGCAGACACAGCAGAUGCUUUUAAACAAGGAAGAGGCUGUCCUGGAGCUAGAGAAGAGAAUUGAAGAAUCUUCUAAGUCCUACGAAAAGAAGUCUGAUAUUGUGCUUCUGCUAAGCCAGAAACAGUCACUUGAAGAGCUGAAACAGUCAGUCCAGCAGUUGAGAUGCACUGAGGCAAAGUUUACAGCACAGAAAGAAUUACUAGAACAAAAAGUACAAGAAAACGAUGGGAAAGAGCCACCUCCAGUAGUAAAUUAUGAAGAAGAUGCACGAUCAGUUACAUCUAUGGAAAGAAAGGAGAGGCUCUCCAAGUUUGAGUCUAUUCGUCAUUCAAUUGCUGGAAUAAUUAGGUCUCCAAAAUCUGCACUGGGCUCUUCAACAUACUCUGAUGCAGUCUCCAUAAGUGAGAAGCCCCUGGCAGAACAGGACUGGUACCACGGUGCAAUUCCCAGAAUAGAAGCACAAGAACUUUUAAAACAACAAGGAGACUUCUUGGUGCGAGAAAGUCAUGGGAAACCUGGUGAAUAUGUCCUUUCUGUAUAUUCUGAUGGACAAAGGAGACACUUUAUCAUACAAUUUGUUGAUAAUCUGUAUCGAUUUGAAGGCACUGGUUUUUCAAACAUUCCUCAACUAAUAGAACAUCACUAUACAACAAAACAGGUCAUCACUAAGAAAUCAGGUGUAGUUCUGCUGAACCCUAUUCCUAAGGAUAAGAAAUGGGUUCUCAAUCAUGAAGAUGUCACGUUGGGAGAACUACUGGGCAAGGGGAAUUUUGGUGAAGUAUAUAAGGGCAUAUUAAAGGAUAAAACCGCUGUUGCUGUUAAAACAUGUAAAGAAGACCUUCCUCAGGAACUGAAAAUAAAAUUUUUACAAGAAGCCAAAAUUCUCAAGCAAUACGAUCAUCCCAAUAUUGUCAAACUUAUAGGCGUUUGCACACAAAGACAGCCUAUCUACAUCAUUAUGGAACUGGUUCCAGGAGGUGAUUUCCUCUCCUUUCUGAGAAAGAAGAAGGAUGAACUAAAACUCAAGCAGUUAGUGAAAUUUUCAUUAGAUGCUGUUUCUGGUAUGUCCUAUCUCGAGAGUAAAAACUGUAUUCACAGGGAUCUUGCUGCAAGAAACUGCCUGGUAGGUGAAAAUAACGUUCUGAAAAUCAGUGACUUUGGAAUGUCUCGUCAAGAGGAUGGUGGAGUGUAUUCAUCUUCUGGCUUAAAGCAGAUUCCCAUUAAAUGGACAGCACCAGAAGCUCUUAAUUAUGGGAGAUACAGUUCUGAGAGUGACGUGUGGAGCUUUGGAAUCCUCCUCUGGGAGACCUUCAGCCUAGGGGUCUGCCCAUACCCUGGAAUGACAAAUCAGCAAGCACGGGAACAAGUGGAAAGAGGAUACCGAAUGUCAGCCCCUCAGCAUUGCCCAGAGGACAUUUUUAAAAUUAUGAUGAAGUGUUGGGAUUAUAAACCUGAAAACCGUCCCAAGUUCAGUGACCUUCAGAAAGAGCUGGCUGUCAUCAAGAGGAAAAUCACACAGUGACGGACCAGUGCCAACAGGCUUCAGGACCUGGUCCUCCAGCAGAGUGACAUUGUUCUUCUUGUUAACGUUGAGUUUAUACCACAUUACCUGCAACAAUUUUCUAAGGUGGUUUUUGUUAUUAACUGUUUUUUAAAUAUGCGCCACUUACAAAAAAAGGGUGGGGGGGAGGGCAAAGGCAAAUGUAUUCAAGAGACAGACACUCUUACCAAGGGCUUUAUGUGCUCACCACAGCAAUCCUGCCAUUUCAGGCCAUUGUAAAUAGAUAAGCACAGACUCUCAGUGUGACGGAAGGUCAGAGCUUUUUCACACCAGGACCACUGAUGUUUCUCAAAGGUUCUCUACUUCAGGCACAGUUCAUGGGCCACUGUCCUAUGCCACUGACCCUACUCAAUCGGUGCUAAAAGCAGCAUUGGUGAUGCCAUGUUCGCAGGAUACAUUCCAACCAAAGGUGGCUCUUUGCUCUGCCAAGGCAAGAUUCUAUUUGUAAACAUCAUUUUAUAUUGGGAAUUAGUUGGACCUCUUAGGGUUUUUUUUUUUUCUUUUCUUUCUUGGCCAGAAAUAAGUACAGUGUGAGCAGCAUCACACUCCUAUAUUAUUAGUAAGGUAGUCAUUUCCCUGCUCCUUUGUCCUGGCUUUGGACAGUGAUGCACAAGAUGUCCCCAGAGAACACACACUUGGACCUGAAGCAGCAGCUUUUAUAGGCUGUUUUUGAGAGUCGUGCAUGAAGGAAGCUUGAAUGGGAGGGAGGUCUGGAGGAAGGAGCAGCUAGACUAGCAAUCUAAGACAAGAGGAAAAUAGAAAAUCUGCCUUCUGAUCAGAGUUAUGCCUUUACAAACACACACACACACACACACACACACACACACACACACACACACAUUUUAUGAUCUAAAUUCACAAGAAAAGUUCUAAGGAACAUUUUUCAGAAGUUCAUAGUUGGAGAUUUCUUAAUGGCAACAAAAAACUGUUUCGAGAAACUCCGAAGCACAAGUCCACAGUAAUCACAGCCUACUUUUGGUUAUGUACCUUCACCUCAGAGGAGGCAUCCUGGAAUUGCACUCCCUUCGCUUGUGUCAGUUUCCAGGGCUGAAAGAAUUUCAUGAUUCUAGUUCAUAAACAUAUUUGUGUGUGUACACACAUGAACAUGUGCUACACACACAUACACACACACACACACACAACCAAUAAGCAGGAGUAAUGGUUAAUAAGUUGAGGGACAGCCCUCCUGUUCCCCUUCCCCCUUCAUUUACCCUUAUAAUGCUACCUGGAAAUCCUUACCUUAGCUGACAGGUAUGCGAACACAGUUCUGGAGAUGCUUCCUGUGCAUAAUAUGUGACACAGAAUUAAAAGCAAGAUUCUGUCUGGCUGAAUGUUAGCUACAUCCAGGGAAGCUACCCCACGUUGUGUAAAUAGUUGCCGCUCAGGAUAAAUAUGUGUGUAAGAGAUGGUCACUCUCAGGGGUCAGUGCAGCUUGGGAGCUUUUAAUAAGUGCCCAGGCCUGUGUCCAGAUAAAUAGCACCUUAGUGAUCAUUUGAUUAUAUCCAUUGGAAGAGCUUAUAGGAGAGAAAAUUCCUCCUGCCCUCUCUGGCUGUUCACUGCCUCUGAAGAUCAUGGCACAGAACCCGUACUUUAAAGAGUAUAAAGGAUAAUACUGAAGAGAAGAAAAUGGCUUGUGUCUAUCAUUUCAAUUUCCUUGCAAGUUUCAUACACAUUUAAUAGUUACUACAUCCAGACUAAAACAAAAGCGUAAUAAACUUGCCCUCAAAAACACACUGCAAUAUACAAAGCAACUUUUUAAAAGUCAGCAUUGUCUUCCCUUCUGUCAAAUAUGAUAAGUAAAUGGAAGCUUCUUUUGAUGGCAUAUACUGUGGCAAAUCAAAGCACAGACUCAUUAAUUAAGUGCUGUGGUCUUCAGGCACUUGCCUGCCUUCAAAAGAGAGAGUAAGAUGGGACAUUUUUACCCUUUGUCAGUAUUUCCAAAUGAAUCUCUUCAUAAUAUUCUUUGUUUGAAGAAAACAGCCUCUCAGCACUUAGCAGCCUCAGUGCUAAGCUCUCAGCAAGGAGAGAGAAUGACGGUUUUGGCUUUAAUUUUGUGAACAAGACCCGAAGCUUAAUCUUUGCAUUCUGGUGUAAAGAAUGAACAUGACAUUGAUAUUUCACUCAUCCAGGCUGUUAGAAUUUGCAAUUCACAUCAUAACUCUGUGCUUAAAUUAAAGAAGCUUUUCAAAACAUCGUGACAUCUGCAGCAUUUAAAUUCUAUUUUAUUCUUUGUCCCAAAGCAGGCAGUGGUAUAGUUCAGGAUUAAUAACACAUUGGGAGUCUUUCAGGAUCAGUUGUACAGAAUAUUAAAUUUAAUAUAGGCACAUGCAUUAAGAAAAACUUAUGCAAACCAUUUUUUUUACUGUUAAUUUUGUUGUGCUUGGAGCAUAAUUUAUUCAUCCCUUCUGUCACUGAUAAUUAUUGGAAUUAUGUACUUUAGGAGGCUAAUCCAUACCCAGAAAGCACACAUAUAAAUACUGUUCUGAAUUUGCAAGUUGAUGGAGGGAAAGAAGGCUUAAGAAAUGCACAAAACCCUGUAACUUGUUUAGUAAGAAAACAGUAACCAAAAUUGCCACUAGAUGGAAUGUAAUUAAGCCAGGUCACAAAUCUGUGUUGUUAAUGGAUUUUCCAGGAGUUGCAUCUAUCAUUCCUAUACAGUUCCUGUCAUAAUUCCUUCAAUUUAUGAGCACGAAGUGAGGGAGGGGGGACAUAAAAGCCCAGGCAUCCUUCGCCCGCAUUUUUCUGUCUUGAAUCACUAAGGAAACUUUAUGACAAAUAUUUAGGUAGUUCAUCAUUUUUCAAGAAAACAAAUCUUCUAGUGUUAAAUUAACACUUAUUACCAAUAUUUGAAACCUAAAAUUAAUUUUGUAUUCCAUACAAUCUAAGGUUAUUUCUCAAAGCCAAUAUGUUUUCUCUUCCAGGAAGGUAAUAAUAAAGGAUUAAUAGGUUUUGUGUAAACUUUUAAAACCAGAGGCCUCAUUUCAGCCCAUCCUGCCACUGAGUCUCCAGUGAAAGGUCUCAAGCAAUCAUUUGUUUUUUGCCUCCCAAAUUUAAAACAGGCAAUAAAGUUCUUCAUCCAUAAUUCACCAUUUUAUCACAAAUACAAUAUUAUUGAAACAUCUUAACUAGCAGAUCAAUAUAGACCAUGAACCUAACUGUACUAGCUGUUGUUCAGUGCACAUUUCACAACUGUUUUUCAUUUGUAGGUUAUGUUUAGAAGAAAAGCUAUUGAAAUAGUUUUAAUUUCCUUUAAACCACAAUACAGUUUUCCCGUCUGUGUUCUAAUCCUAUUUUGGUUUUGCCAUAUAGUUUUAUAUAAAGUUUGGCUAAUACCACUAAAAUAACUAUGUGAGAUUGUGUCAAGAAGAAAGGGUUUUCAUUAUAAUAUAUGCCCCACACUGAGCACCUAGUUAGUGGGAUAAACAUACAAAUUACAACGCAAAACUCAAUGACAGAACACUGCUGUCAUUCAGAAUUAUCUCAGGCACUCCACUUGAACAUGAAUUCAUGAGAGUCAUCAGAUGUUCUGGGAGUGUUCCUGCCAGCCUUAGUUAGUAUACUCUGUGGACACUAUUUUGUGGCCAUGGGUUGUCUGAGAGGAGAUUGAUAUAAUCUGAAAAGAGGCUCCCUGCCUCAGCCCUCUUCUUUUUUAUACAUACUCCCUGGAUCACACCACUGAUAUUUUAGAUGUUUCUUAUCAACAGAACUGACUGUCCAUAAGCACUGUUCUGAGUCAUGUAAAGACUGACUUCUGUAUUUAGGUCAGAACCCUCACACAAAACACAGAAUAGCACAAAACAAAAAGAGCAACCAAGGGGGAGACAUUGAAAAUGACCCGUCUUCUUUAUGUAUUAAUAUGUUAAUUAAAUGGAAACAAAGAUUUUAUAUAAAAAUGAGUUUAUAUUACAUUUCCAUUAUACUAUUAAGUUAGCAUGAAAGUUUACCAUUAAAAUAAAGUUACCUCUUUUAUUACUAACUCUGAUUUGCUUAUGCAUACCAGAAAAUUUUUAUUAAAUAUUUUAAUUUUAUUUAUUUUUCUCUGUUUCAAUUAGUUUCACAUCAAAUCUGAUGCUAUAUUAUUUGGGAGAAUCCAGAACUGCAUAUUCAUUUCUGCAUAGGAAAAUACUCAUGUACAAGAUCAUCUCCUUGAAGGAGGUACUGAUAGUCUUGAGUCCUAUAAAAUUCUCCUUUCAAGAAUAAUGCUAUAAUACCGAAGGUAUAUAAACUAUAUAUCUCAGUCAUAAUUCAAUUUAAGGAAAUAUUUAUUACCCCUUGAAAACCAGUCUACUGCCUCCUAUUGACUCAAAGAUUAAAUUCUGGAUCGUUGAGUAUAGACAUUAAGACUCACUUAGCUCACUAAUAAGAACUGAGAGUCUUGGCUGGUAGAAGAAUCCUGCUGAACUAAAUUCUGGUCACUUUAAACUGCAUAGAAGUAAUGAGCAUAGGCUUUAGUAUGUCCGUGAAUAAGGAGCUGAGGUGAGCAUCUGCAAAGGCAAGAGAGGAAAGAGCCAGUUAUUCUCAGGCAGAAUGCUGCAGCGGCUAACAGUGCGGAGUUAAGUCAAGCAGAAUGGAGACCUGGACAAUGUCACUAGAAAGUCUGAGACCAGUGCCCCUAGGCUAGAUGCUUCUCCACAGAAAAUUCAAAAGAUAUCGGAGUCAAAAGAAGCAAAAGAGGUCACCUACCAGUGUGUACAGGGCCUUAGUUUGAGCAAAGCGAACACCUCUCCCUUGCAUUUGGAGCAGUUUUACAUGCGGAACUCAGAGAUGCUGCUGCUUGGGUGACACUUGCAUUCAUGGUCUUGCUGACUAGGAUUUGGUCAUAGAUGUUCACACAUUUCAGAGACACUACUCAAAGUCUCUACAUUUGCAUUAGUUGUAUUUACUAUGUAUUUAAACUAAGGCCACUGAGUAUUCAUACUUUGUAUGAAUUUCAAAGUAUCUCAUACUUUGUUAGAAAUCCUUAGUUGCAACAGGGCGUGGUCUCCUAAAAGAGAGCACACUUGGAUCAGCCGCGUUUCACCUUUUGACUAAUGUUCACUAAUUGGCUCCUGGAGUUAUGCCCUGAGGGACCUUCCUGGGAGGAGCUCUACUCUGGAAAAACAAGGAAUUCAGCAGGGAAGUCAGAAAAUGCCAAUUAAACGGCAAUGUUUCUUGUCUUAGUACUAGUAACAUUUGAGGGAAAAGAAUCUUAGAAACAUCCUCAAGCCAGUCGUGGUGCAGUACGGCUGAGGUGACACAGAGGCAGUGAAAGAGACUCCCAAAACCGAGACUGAAGGCUAACCUUCCAAAGACUAAAUACAACAUCAAUAAGAGAAAGCCUCCAUAGGGUCUCCAAAGGGGGGUGUGAGGGGCUUCCUGCAGCAUGUUAUUAAACAUUACAUUCCUCUCAAGUCUCCACAACAUUUCUUAAAGGACACUGAAUUGGAUAUUGAUGCGAUUUUCUUUUAUGCUCCUGCUAAUCUCAGGAGGUAGCCACUGAGGAAUGGGAAUUACCCUAGCCCGGGGUUUCCACUAAGGCUGCAGACUGGAUGGCAGCUCAGUCCUCUCCCAAAGCAACACGCGUAUGCGUGGGGUAGGCAGCACUGGAGGAACACUGCUGGGAAAGCGCCUUUUUAGUUUAUUAAAGAAAUCUUGUAGUAGGUGUCUGUGCCCACAAUGUGAAGAUUUAGCUUCUCUCCUCGCCAGCAAACUUGUAAGAACCCUGAAACAUGAAUAUUUAUUUUAUUCUAAAUAGAUUCCAAUUCGGAAUUUCCAAACUAUCUUCCCAAACAUUACGAGACCAGCAGAUUCAAGUGUUCUACAAAGCAGUGUUCGAAGUGUUAGUAAUGACCGUGGUAGCAGAAUCUUAUAGUAUGUUCUCUGUCAGCUUUAUUCAUUUAGGAAGCUCUCCCUGAACAUCUGCCAUGUCAGGCACAGGGAACCGUGUGGGGUGCUACUUUCUCUGUUUUGUUUGUUUGUUGCUGUUGUUUUUAAAUUUCAGUUGGUAUUUCCUUUUCUCACAUUCAGUUUCUUAAUCCUCACUUAACCACAACAGAAAAGCCUCUAUCAUCAGCUUUUAUUGGAUAGUGUCAUAACUGCCCUAGACCAAAGAGUUUCUCCUCAGGUGCUCAGGAGGCCCUGCCUUGUAGGGAACUCCCAGGCAUCCAUUUACCAAGGCCAACUGCACACCCACUAUGGGAGAGGCCCCAUGGUACAUGCAGCUUAGAAUACAGCUUAGUUGUUGUCCUUGUGGCAGAGACAGGACAGUUAGGUGGCAGUUGUGUUUGAUGAGUAAUACUAUCUUGGAGAUUAAAAAAUCCCUUGGGAGAUUUUUCCCAGGACACAAAGACCACUGUGAGCAGGCGUGUCCAGGGAAGCAGCCUGUUGACUUGGCCAAGUAAGCUCCUUAAGUGAUCUACCUGCCUCCAAAGAAAUGUUAAAACAAUAGCAAUGAUCACUUUAUCUUAAACCCCUGGACAUAUUCAAUUUUUCCAUUCCUCUCUUCCAUGCCAAUAAUUUUUGUCACUUUCUUCACAUUCCUCAUCAGUAAAUGUCUAAAGUUAUCAACUGUGCAAUGUUAAAGAGUUUCUCCAUAGAUUCAGAAAAGAGGGUAGCAAACAUGAAGACAAGUUGAGAAUAAGGUGACCUACCUAGAUACACAGUCCCAAUAGCAUCACUGUGUUAAAACCUCAGCUCUACUCUACACAUGCCCCAAAGCAGCACCUCUCCUAAAAAAAGCCAAACAUCACACCUUUCUCCCAUUUUCUGAGAACAUCUUUGAUAUCAGAAUAAGCACACUGUAGAUGCUAUCCAAAGCAGAUUCUAAAAUGACAUACUAAGAAGCCAGACUUUAGUCAUCAGACAACAGAAAUACCACUUCACCCUAUAUGCUCACUUAAAACACCCUUGCAAAAACUACAACCAUGUAGGCAAUCCAUCUGGUCAUAGGAGAUCCUACCUUAUUUUGAAAGCAUAUGACACAUAUCCAUGGGAAAUGACAAUGUUCUGAGCAGCACAGGGUAAGGGUAAAGAAGGCCACAAAAACAAAUCCCAGUUCCCACAUUGGAGCAGCAAAACUUUGUGCACAAAAAAUGAAGUGUAGGAGUCCAAACUCUCACUGUUGUCUUCUUAUAGCUCUCGUCAAACUGUUACAAAUUUGGGGUCUUUUGAGUUGCCUGAACAAUCUUUAUGAAGAUGAAACCUGUCUGCCCCCUAAACGGGGGCUCAAAUUUCUAAGUGCCCUGGACUCAAAACUUUAGGGUCUAAGAGGGGAUCUGGAAUCUAUUAUUACUGAGAUCCCAGGCAAAAGGACCACCCUAGCAGUCUUUGCCAGCUCACCAAUCCAUGCUUUUGUUCUUUUUUCAAUACAGAAGGGGAAAAAAAUAAAAAGAAAAACACCCUAUUAUGUAGGAAUUUUCCUUUCACAAAUAACUUGACUUGCAGAAAUAAAUUUGCCUGCCUGCUCUUAAGAAAUGCCAGACUGCCAUAAGGAAAUGCAAAGGGCAUUGUGCCCAGAACGAUGCUUAGUAUGACUGUGAAUGUUUUCUCCUAACCCAAAGUACUGCAGACUUCUCGUAGACUACAGGAUGCUUUGAAGGCCCAUGCCCUGCCAGUCUGAAUUGCUCUGCUGUAGCUUCAAGCAAAAGACCAUUUCCAACAGAACUGAACUUAUUUGCUAUAGAUCUUCUUCGGGUGCUAAGCCUUUCACACUUGCAAUGUACAGAAAAUAUACAUGUUUUAAUGGAACUUACUAUUUUGGCUUUAGAGAAAAACAGAUUGUUUCCCCAUAGCAAGUAUCAUUCUAAAUGAUAUACUACCAUUCUAAAUCCAACCCCGGGUAUAGAUUUUGAGUGUCAAAUCAAAAUCACAGAUAAAGAGAAGCUAGUAAGGAAAAAUCUUGGUUAUUUUAAAUUUGUGACCAAAGUGGCCAAAGAUGUGAAACUCCUUUUCACUUGAUGAACAUUUCACUUCACCAUAUGAAAUGUCAGCUACCCAAUACCAUCCUGUGACAUAAUCAGACUCUCACUGUGGGCCAAUGUCCAGGAGCACACUUUUCAUGGACUCUUACCAUUUUCCUUCAGGGAGUAUUGAGAUUUCUCCCUGAAAUAGCUUUGUUAGCCAGACAUCUAUAGACAUCAUAUUUAUGUUUAAAUACCUUAGAUGGCCUAAUUAAGCACCAUGAGUAUAAUGGGGGCUGGUAGGGGUGUGAAUUCUGCUGAAUUUAUGUUAUGGCUUUCUUUUGUGUGUGUUUUUCUUGGUGUGGUCUGGUGAGUACCCUAGAAGGUUGGAACUCUCCCAAGUCAUAGCCAUACAACCACAUAGGGUUAGGAAAAGCCAGAUAAAUGCAGGAGAAUAAAAUCAAGUUGUCAAAGUCCCAAGAACAGCCCUGACUUCGUCAGGAACCCAAACAAAUUGAAAGCAAAGAUAAAAUGUACAAAUGGUACCCAGGCCAUUUGUGGGUAGCCUACUGGACUAAGGCGCUGCCAUUUUCUGGGCACAGGUCCACAGUGAGUGGUUUCAGGAAUGUGAUUUUCUGGGUUGCUUCCUCUCCCCUUUGGACAGAUGAUUUUGAGAUGACGGGGUCAGAGUGGGGCCUUGCCCUCAGCCCCCCUAAGGUUUAGAUGUUCCAUCUGCAAGCAUCACUUUGAGCAAAGUACUCCUGUGGUUUCCCAAGUUUCCUUUUAGUGCCAAUAUUAUCAGGUUAAAGCACCUUUAGUCUUUUCUGUUGCUGUUUUAAAAUAAUUUAUUUGUGAAGUGGUUACAAGAAACACUGGAAAUAGGGUGCUUCUUAUAAAAAAGUUCAAGUGUAAAACAUACAGACAAGGCCUUUGGUGAGUUUAUCUGGCUUUGUAAACAAGUCUGAGAAUGAAUGACAGCUGAAUAUAUAAAGCAGUUAGUUGUCUUUUACCAUUUUUAACUCAGAUCUGUAUUUAACACUUAUUUAUUUGUUAGUUUUUACAUUCAGAAGAAAUACACUUUCCACUUUGGCUAACAUUGUAGAAUGUUUUUCAAUUGUCUUCUGAUUUUUUAAAACAUGAUUUCAUCAUUUUUGUAAACUUAGGCCAUUUUUGAAUAGCCUUUUUCUUUUCCAGUAGCCCAAGUACCACUCAUUGGUCUUCAGAACCUUUCUUUUUUACUGUAUUCUUUUAAUAAAUGUAAAAUAUUUGUAGCAAA